CUGGCCCUCCUCGCGCCAGCCGUGGCGGCCGGCGACGACGACGCGGAGUACGCGCACUGCAACUGCGACGGCGGCGGCGGCGGCGGGUUCUGGAGCAUCGAGAACAUCUUCAAGUGGCAGAAGGUGAGCGACCUGCUCAUCGCGGCCGCCUACUUCUCCAUCCCGCUCGAGAUCCUCUACUUCGUCGCCGGCCUCCGCCACCUGCUCCCGUUCCGCUGGGUGCUCGUCCAGUUCGGCGCCUUCAUCGUGCUCUGCGGCCUCACCCACCUGCUCACCGCCUUCACCUACGAGCCGCACGCCUUCGCGCUGGUCCUCCUGCUCACCGCCGCCAAGUUCCUCACCGCGCUCGUCUCCUUCCUCACCGCCAUCACGCUGCUCACGCUCAUCCCGCAGCUGCUCCGGGUCAAGGUCCGCGAGAGCCUGCUCUGGAUCAAGGCCCGCGAGCUCGACCGCGAGGUCGACCUCAUGAAGCAGCAGGAGGAGGCCAGCUGGCACGUCCGGAUGCUCACCCAGGAGAUCCGCAAGUCGCUCGACCGCCACACCGUGCUCUACACCACCCUCAUCGAGCUCUCCAGGGUGCUCGGCCUCAGCAACUGCGCCGUCUGGAUGCCCGCCCCCCAGGACAAGGCCGCCAUGCACCUCACGCACGAGCUCCGGCGCGGCGGCAAUGUCGAUGGCCUCGUCGCCAUUGCGGUGGACGAUGCCGAUGUUGUCGAGGUCAGGAGGAGUGAUGACGUAAAGCUGCUCGGCCCGGACUCCGCGCUUGCUUCCGCGAGCGGCGGGGGUAAGGAGGACACCGGCACCGUGGCGGCCAUACGGAUGCCCAUGCUCAAGGUGUCGGAUUUCAAGGGCGGCACGCCGGAGGUGAUCCAGACUAGCUACGCUGUGCUGGUGCUUGUGCCUCCCAGCGGCAAGAAUUGGGGCGCUCACGAGCUGGAGAUCGUCGAGGUGGUCGCUGACCAGGUUGCCGUCGCUCUCUCGCACGCGUCUUUACUCGAAGAAUCCCAGGCGAUGCGAGACCGGCUCGCCGAGCAGAACCGUGAGCUGCUGCAGGCGAGGCGGGACACGCUCAUGGCGAAUGAGGCCCGGGAUGCGUUCCAGCAUGUCAUGAGCCAGGGAAUGCGGCAGCCGAUCCACACCAUCCUCGGCCUCGUGUCCGUGGUGCAGGAGGACAACCUCACGCCCGAGCAGAAGCUUGUCGUCGACACCAUGGGGAGGACGGCCACCGUCGUCUCGACGCUCAUCAACGACGUGAUGGAGAUGUCCGCCACCAACCGGGAACGCUUCCCCCUGGAGACACGGCCAUUCCCCUUGCACUCGAUGAUCAGGGAUGCCGCCUGCGUUUCGAGGUGUCUCUGUGACUUCAGGGGGUUCGGCUUUGCGGUGCACGUCGAGAAUACGCUGCCGAACCUUGUCAUAGGUGAUGAGAGGAGGAUCUUCCAUGUCCUCCUCCACAUGGUAGGCAAUCUCAUUAGUCGGAUCGACUCGGGGCAUGUCACGUUCCGGGUGCGUGCCGAUGACGAGGUCACCGAGGAUACCCUUGGGCAGAGGUGGGAUCCCUGGAGGCCAAGCUACUCAAGUGGCUACUCUUCGGUUAAGUUUGUUAUCGGGGUGAAGAGCCAGCAGAGCGCCGACUCGAUGUCAUCCCAGGGACAGUUCUUACGGAAGCCAAUUGGUGAGGGUUUUGAUCUCAGGCUUAGCUUCAGCAUGUGCAGAAAGCUUGUGCAGAUGAUGCAAGGGAACAUAUGGGCAGUUCUUGAUGGGCAAGGAGUGCCGGAGAGCAUGACCCUGGUCCUGAGAUUCCAGCUGCAACCACCCCUUGCGCCAUCCAGUACUGGAGGAUCAUUCGAGCAGCAAUACACAUCGCCGUCGUGCCAGCUAACAGGGCUGAAAGUCCUGCUCAUCGACGAUGACGACAUAAACAUGGUCGUUGCCCGGAAGCUCCUGGAGAAGCUUGGUUGUGUUGUCUCCUCGCUCCCCUCAGGAUCAGGGUUCCUGAACUCGGUCGGCCCCUCCUCGUCCGUGUAUCAGGUCGUCAUGGUGAACCUUGAGAUGACAAGGGUGAACGCGUUGGACGUCGCCGCCAGGGUCCGGCAGUACAGGAGCGGCCGCUGGCCCUUCGUGAUGGCCAUGACGUCCGAGCAGAGCGUGUGGGAGAAGUGCGCGCAAUCCGGGAUCAACGGCAUCCUCAGGAAGCCGGUCGUCAUGCUGGAAAUGAAAGAAGAGCUCACUCGAAUUCUUCAGAGCGCAUGAUGUCUGCAGGCUUGUUGCGAAGAGCUCUGGUCCAAAAUGGUGAAAAUCGCCAUCGCUGUGACCGCUGACAGACCAGGGGCCCUGCCGUCUGGCAUCCGGAGAAAGAACCUGGAAAUCUUUGAUUAAAAGAAGUCUUCUUUGAUGGAGCAAAUGCACAUUUGCCGUUCAGGAUUUCUUUUUCAGUUUACUGUUGUGCAGUAUUGCCUGUUGCCCUCCAGCCAGGAGCUCUGUGGCCAUGUCAUUUGUGCCAUAUACCAUCAGUAAGAUCGGAGGUACACCUGAGGAAGGCGCCUGUUACUUUGAUUCUUCAUAGAGAUCUAGGAUGAUAUGUGAUGGUCAGUGGUAGCAACAAGAUUUUGUGGCGCCGAACAGGAUUAUCGUAAGGAUGGAGGCGGCUGGAACCGGAAGACUGAUUAUUCUGACAGAAGAUGAAGUAGAAGAAAAGAUUCAUCAGAGGUGUAUUUAGGAAAAUAUAUUGAUGGUUCAGUGAGGAAGCAUAAGUUUCCUUUAUCACUGGAUUGAAUGUAGGUAUGUAAUGUGGCAACAGAGCAUGUCGUAUUCAGACAAGUUCAAAGAUAAUGGAUUAUUCUGAGGACCACCGAGAAUUGGUUGCACAA
Molecule: messenger RNA, 2870 nt
Organism: Lolium rigidum
Lineage: Eukaryota; Viridiplantae; Streptophyta; Magnoliopsida; Poales; Poaceae
Product: ethylene receptor 3-like
Exons: 2
Biological process (GO): response to ethylene; phosphorelay signal transduction system
Cellular component (GO): endoplasmic reticulum membrane; endoplasmic reticulum
Molecular function (GO): ethylene binding; phosphorelay sensor kinase activity; protein binding
Source: RefSeq, a predicted model, not a curated record